AUGGUUAUAAUUUUUAAAAAAUCAUUAUUUAUUAUAAAAAAUAGUGGUGUAAGAUAUGCUAGUACAUCUUUUAAUUUUAAAUUAUUUCAUCUUCAUCAAGUAAGAAGAAGAUUUGUUGAAAUGUGGUCUAAUCAAUAUGAUAUUAAAAAAGUUGCAAGUAUAGGACCAGAUUUAGCUGCACUUGAAUGGUUAAUGAAUUGUGGUGCAACAGAAGUUAUAAUGGAUGACGGAACAUCAAUUAAAAGUCAAAGAGAAAUGAAGGAAUUUAUUAAUAGUUGUGAUAUUGAUUUAAAUAAUCUUCCAAAACCAAAUGAAGAAUUAAUUAAAUAUUUAAAGAAUACAGAAGAAGAGACAUAUAAAAGUAAUAUACAUUCAAAAACUUUUUCAAAAAGUAAUAGAGAAGCUCGAUUAAGAAUGAAAGAAAAAGAAAUGUUUAUUAUGAGAUCAGAGAUAGCAUAUAAUGAAAUGUGGAGUCAUGUACCAAAUGUUUAUAUUAGUAAGGUAGAUGGUUCAGAUAGUGUAAUAACUGACAACGGGUUUAAAUAUUUUAGUCAUUGUCGUUGUAUUUCAAGCUUAAAGUUAAAUUUUUGUGAUUAUUUUGGUAAUGAAGGAAUUAAAAUAUUAUCAUUGAGUAGGCCUGGACAUACAUUAAAAGAUCUAGAAAUAGUGCUUAAUCCACAUAUCUCUGAUUCAGUAAUUUAUUGGCUUGUGAAAUUUGAAAAUAUACAAAGAAUUCAUUUAUAUUUCCUUCCAUACAUAUCAAAUCGUCUUGCAAUUCAAAGGCAGUUAAAAAUAGCAUUACCAAAAUGUAACAUAACUUUUCCGGAGACGGAGAAAAUUGGUCUUGGUUAUUAA
Strongyloides ratti is the source of this 855-nucleotide messenger RNA. RefSeq lists its product as hypothetical. NCBI's taxonomy places the organism in Eukaryota, Metazoa, Nematoda, Chromadorea, Rhabditida, Strongyloididae. Bases 1 to 855 code for a protein of 284 amino acids. The transcript is spliced from 3 exons. The record is from RefSeq and is a predicted model, not a curated record.